AUGACAAACCCACAAGACAAUCCUGGAACUCCUCCACCACCCACUGCCUCUAAUUCAUCUACCCCUCCUCCACCUAGCACAUCUCCCAAACCCAGGCUGAGAAGGGUAAAAAUGCUUGCUCGGAAAACAGUAGUGUCUGGGGCUCUCUCAAAGAAAUUAAAUGAGAAAUUAAAGGCAAGCCAGGUCCAAGACUCUAACUCCAACUCUGGUUCUGAGUCAUACAAAUCGGCUAGUGAGGGGGAGGACCUGGAAGAGACUGGCAAAAAGCCAGGGGGAAGUGGUUCUGGUGAAGCUGCUGAAGGGUUAGUUAAUCUAUGUGCACAAGAAGAUGAACUUGGUUCAUCAACUAAAGAGACCCUAGCAGACUUGUUGAAAAAGGUUGGGGGAAGAUCCACAAGAAGCAGGGUGAAACAUAGCGAGAGUGAUCUACAAAAGGCUCUAGCUGAGAGUAAGAAGAAAAGGAUGGCUAAAGGAAAGGGGAAGGUGGCAGAGUCUUCAGAGGCUGUGGAAGUUGAGGAGAUGGAACAAGUUCAUCAAAAGGAAGUUCCAACAGUGGAGGAAUGA
Messenger RNA from Nicotiana attenuata, 564 nucleotides. RefSeq lists its product as uncharacterized. NCBI's taxonomy places the organism in Eukaryota, Viridiplantae, Streptophyta, Magnoliopsida, Solanales, Solanaceae. The record is from RefSeq and is a predicted model, not a curated record. Bases 1 to 564 code for a protein of 187 amino acids. The transcript is spliced from 4 exons.